Messenger RNA from Bursaphelenchus okinawaensis, 1799 nucleotides. The record is from the annotation of a GenBank genome assembly. NCBI's taxonomy places the organism in Eukaryota, Metazoa, Nematoda, Chromadorea, Rhabditida, Aphelenchoididae.
AUGCAUGUUGAUGCGGUUUCUUCAAUAUCUACAUUAUUGGGUGUAGGUAACAACAGUUUGAUUACGAGUUACUUGAAGCCCUCGAUUCUGCCGGAUAUUCAGAAGUUUUAUGUUAAUGUAGGUUUCAUGUUGUUUGAUGUGAACUAGUAUUGCAGGAUGGGACAAAUGGAUAUGAAGUUUAUUUUGUUGAGGAAAAUGGAGAAUUUGUGAGAUAUUUGAAUUACACAGGAUCUCUGGUAAGGUUUUGGCUGGUUUUAGGUAAUAAGAGCGGUUUUUUGUUACCUAAUGUUAGUACAGAUUGAUUUAACAACCAUAAAUUUUACUGUUCUUUUUAACUAGUGAUAAAAAGCUACUGAUAAAAAACUUAAAAUAAUGGCAUUCUCGUAUUUUAGGCCGGCUUUUACAAUGCCAGGUAUCUGUUCGAAUGGGUAAAACACAAGAAGUUAGCGGUACCUGUUGGCAAGUACAAGUUUUUUGUUAGGAACGCAUUUAAAGAGGAUGUGAAAAGCCAUUUCAUCAUGAUUAUGUUACAAUUGCCAUCGGUUGAGACGACGAAGAAGACUACUUUCUCUGUCGACGAUAUCUUCUCUGUAAUUGAUGUUUUGUGUGAUAUUCAGACUCCAGAUGUUUGUAAGUGUAUUAGGAAUACUAUUGAUUAGAACGCGGUACUGUAACAAUAAUUUGAAAGUAUUGGUGUAAUGUUUAUGAGCUAGAUGUAAGUUAUAUGACUUUUUCAGCCACUAAAGCUAAGGAUAUUGUAAAUGCAGAGAACCGUGUGCUUGUCAACAGCUUCUACACGAUGUAUAUGAAGCAGAAGAUUAAUGACUACCUUCAGUACAUCUUGAAUGAGUAUUCUGAGGUGUUUAUUAACGGGCGAGAAACAUUAGGAAAGGUACAUUUUUUGUAAUUUAAAGUAAAAUAUGCUGUAAUAUAAAUUUAAUUUUUAUAAUGGAUGCCUUUAGCUUAUGUUCUUGUACAAGUCAUUUGAAUCGUUGGAAGAUGCAUUUGUGGCCAGUGACAACGUGGAGAAGGUGUUUUGUCACGGUGAUUUGUCUCCUCAGCACAUUGACUUUGAUGAUGACGAUCGUGUAGCUUUCAUUGGCAGCUGGGAAGUAAGUUUUUGUCAAUUCACUAUGUAUUCUAAGAUUGUUUUGUUAAUUACGCCUGUUUAUGUUUGUUUCUUUCUAUACAAUAUCUUAUUAUAAGUUUAACGGUGGAUGUUAAGUUAUUUAAAACUUUAGAACUGCCAUUUUGGAGAGCCGGCUGAAGACAUAGCGUAUCUUGUACUGUCAUCUUUGGACAAAGAAGAAAGGACUAACAAUAUAAUGAAAAUUCUAAGAAGGUACCACUACAAAAUGGUCGAUUCUCGCAAAAACCUGUGUUCUCUCAAGACUCUCAAGAACUCGUACCUAAGAUACUUGAAAUAUUUUGUAUUUUUUUAGUAAGUUUACUUAAUUUCGGAUAUUUUAUGGGUCAAAAAACAAGGUGGGGUUGUAGUCGUUGUAAAAUUUCUUCAAAUAUGCAAAAUCGUUUCUUUAAAUUUUACGUCGCAAAAUUUUUUAAAAAUGUUUCUUAUCAGGUUUUAACUGCAAGUUAUGGUGUGGCUUUCUAUUCUCUUAUCACAAUUCUUGUACAAAUAAUUAUAUUUUAGCUUGUUUUCCCUGUGGAAUCAGAUCAACAACCCUGCCACUUCCUACAAAACUAAAGUAACCAUCGUACGGCGAUGGAGCCACGUAGUGGAGGACAGCUACAGCUACGAGAAGAACGAAUACCAGGUCGAGCUGGAUGAACAAUAUUAA